This is a messenger RNA of Strongyloides ratti, 2283 nucleotides long. RefSeq lists its product as hypothetical. NCBI's taxonomy places the organism in Eukaryota, Metazoa, Nematoda, Chromadorea, Rhabditida, Strongyloididae. Bases 1 to 2283 code for a protein of 760 amino acids. The record is from RefSeq and is a predicted model, not a curated record. The transcript has 4 exons.
AUGGAACAAGGAAAAUUUCUUCAUAGUCUUAUUGAGGAGGCACAUUCUUUACAAAAUAUGAAUCAAUCUGAUAAUAACUCUACAAUGAAUGAUGAAGAUCUAAUGCUUCAAAAUAUGAUUGAUAAUUAUCAAAGAGAGGUAUUAAAAAAGAAACAAGCUAAUAUUUGUAGAGCCUCAUCAGCAGCAAAAUGUAUAAGUAUGGUGGAGAAAAGAAAAAAUUUACCAACAUCAAGUCAUUCACAACCAUGUCUUUUUAGUAUGGUUGAAUCAAAAUCUUCACCAACAUCACAGGUUCCUUCAUCUCCAAAUAGUUGUGAUGAUAAAAAAAUUAUAGAUUUAAAAUAUGAAAGCAUAUCAUUUUCACAAAAUACAAAAAUACCAUCUUGUUUUGUGGUACCAUCACAACAACAACAACAACAACAUAAUUCAAUACUACAGGGAACACCUGGACAAAAUAUUCAACAACAACCACCAGCUUAUCAAUUUACGGGAAGAGAUAAUACAUUAAGAGGUGAAUUUUUUACUAUUCAAAAUGAAAAUAAACAAUUAAAAAUAAUUAAUAAUCAAUUAAGAGAAAAAUGUAUGAAAUUAGAUAAUUUAACAAUAGCCUAUGAUAAUAUUGAAAAAGAAUUUGAACUUCUUUUAAUUAAAAGAGAAAAAAGUGAAAAGGUACAUGAAUCAACAAUUGAAAAAUUAGAAAAACAAAUAGAUAUAUUAGUUAAUGAAAAUAAUAAUCUUAAAAAAAGAGUUGAUGAAAAAAGUAAGAAUGAUCAUCAAAAUGAUGAGAGGCAAUGCCUAGAGAUUGAGGCACAAAAUGCAACAUUACAAGAACAAAGAAAUCAUAUUGAUGUUGUGGAGAAAGCUUUAUUUAAUGCUCAGGAAAGGUAUAAUUUAAAGGAAAGACAAUUAUCAGAAAUGGCAAUGGUUAAUAAAAGUUUACAAAAAAAAUUAGAAGAAAUUUUAGUUAGAGAAAAUGAUUUAAUUAAAGAGAUUAAAAAACUUAAAAAAGGUAAUGAUGAAAUUUGUGAAAUACAAAAAUUAAGAAGAUUAAUAUAUGUGAAGGAAGAAAAUAUAUCUAAUUUAAAGAAAAAAUUAAAAGAAGCUGAAAAAAAUUGUGGUCUUCAGGAUGAGACUGAUGAAGAUGGUGAGUAUGAUGAUGAAGAUUUUGAUGAUCCUUAUAUUCCAUCAAGAAGUACCUCACAUACACAAAAAAUAUUUUCUAAUAAUAAUCUAUUAAUUGAUAAUUUGGAUGAAAAUUUAAAAGAAAAAACAUCUUUAAAACAACAAUAUCAGGAUGAAAAAGAUAAAUUGGAGGAACGAUUAAGAUAUGCUAAUAAUAGAAAUGAAAAACAACGACUUUUUGAUAAUCUUAAUAAUAGCUAUUUUCAAGAUGGAUGUAGAAGUAGGAACAAUAAAAAACCAGGAAUAAAAAAUAUAUAUGCUUUUAAACAACAACAUAUUCCAUCAACAUUUAGCUCCAGUUACAGUAGUCAAAAUCAUUCAAGAAGUUUAUCUAGUGGUACUGAAUUUCCACAAAUAUCUAUACCACCAAAUCCUAUUGGAGCAUAUAGAGAUAAUUUAUUAAGAAGUAUUGGUUCUAAUAAUAAUGUUAAUCAUGAAAAUGAAUAUAAUUUAACAAAUUAUCAAAAAAUGUAUAGAUCUUAUCAACAAAUGCCAAUAAAUAUUUCACCAAAAUCAAGUAACUUUAAUUCUGAUAAUUUAACAGCUGAAGAGUACCUUGAAACUAAAAGACAUGAGUUACCGUAUAAUGGUGAUCAAUCAAAUUUUGAGAAUGUACUUGUAAUUGACACAAUAUCAAAUAACAUUCAAAACACAAAACCAUAUACCAUAGAAAAUGCCAUAAAUUCACAAAUAAAUAUCUUUACAUCACCAACAACAACAAAUGGAUUACGUAGAAAUAAUGGUAGAUAUCAAUUAUCUUUUAAAUCAUCAUCAUCCUCCUCAUCAACAUCAAAUAGUAAGACAAAUUCAAUUGUUAUCAGUGAACCACAAACACCUACCAAUAUUAAUAAAAGUACCUCAACAAAACAUGUAUUAUUAUCAGAAGGAACUAAAUCAAGUUCAAUAAAUUCAAUGGCACAUUCAAAAUCAUCAAGUGAGGCAGAGAAUACAGAAGAGAUGAUAUUAAAUAAAAUUGAAAUACCACAUCCACAUUUUGUAGAGAAAGCCAUUGAAAUACCUAAAAAUCAUUAUAUUCAUGUCCAGACAAAUCAUAACACUCUCGUUCCAAAAACUAUCAUUGUUAAUGAUGAUGAAAUUUAA